Molecule: messenger RNA, 1269 nt
Organism: Notodromas monacha
Lineage: Eukaryota; Metazoa; Arthropoda; Ostracoda; Podocopida; Cyprididae
Source: the annotation of a GenBank genome assembly
AUGGCGGACAAAACUCGAAACUUUGCAGCAACAAUGGUGGAGGAGCGGCACAAGGACAACGACAAUCCGACGCAGACGACGAUGGAUCAGGGUCGAGUGGAAUCCGACGUGGCCCGGUGCUACAGCGCGUCGAUGGCCGACGAGGCCCUGUUGUCGCGCCCUGUGCUCAUCCGACAAGCACACGCCCAGUACUUGCGUCACGGGCUCAGUCGGCUGUCCACUAGCUACCAGCAUCUGGACUCGAGUCGGCCCUGGCUCGUCUACUGGAUCCUCCAUUCGCUGGAACUCCUCGAAGAGCCCAUCUCUGACCAGACGAAGCAUGAAGUAGUGGACUUUUUGCGGAAGUGUCAGAACCCCAGCGGCGGUUAUGGCGGUGGGCCAGGCCAGAUUUCCCACCUAGCAGUGACAUACGCCGCCGUCAACGCGUUGUGCAUCAUCGGGACAAAAGAAGCGUACGACAGCAUCGACCGGCCGGCGUUGCAAUGGUUUCUGGCACGAAUGUUGCAGCCCAAUGGCAGCUUCGCCUCGCACACGGAUGGUGAGGUGGACAUUCGUGGCGCCUACGUAGCCCUCGCCGUCGCCCGUCUCCUCAACAUUCUCUGUCCGGAGAUCUGCGAAGGAACGGCUGCCUGGGUCGCCAGUUGUCAGACGUACGAGGGCGGCUUCGCGGGCAUCCCGGGCUGUGAGGCCCACGGCGGCUACACAUACUGCGGCGCGGCUGCGUUGAUUCUUUUGGACACUACGCAUUUGUGCGACAUUCAGGGUCUGGUCAAGUGGGCGGCCAAUAGACAAAUGCGACUAGAAGGCGGCUUCCAAGGGCGUACGAACAAACUCGUGGACUCGUGUUACUCGUUCUGGGUCGGCGCCUUGUUCCCGCUGCUCGAGUUCUUCGUCACGCAGGAAGAAACGGAAGAACACAUUCAUGCUCUCAACUCCUCCCGAUGGCUUUUCCAUCAGGAAGCCCUUCAAGAAUACCUUCUUCAUUGCGCCCAGUCUCCAAAAGGUGGUUUCGUAGACAAGCCAGGGAAACCUGCGGAUUUCUACCACACUUGCUACGCGUUGUCCGGCCUGUCCGUCGCACAGCACUUCAAAUGGAAGGACGCCUCGCGGAGUUGCAUCGUCGGGGAAGCCACGAACGAGCUGGCCACGGUGCACCCACUGUUCAACAUCGGGCUGCAGGCCGCCACGGACGCCCAGGAGUACUUCGGCAAUCUCAAAGUUCCGUCGAUACAAAAGCGCGACGGCGACGCGUCGGCCGGAGACGCGUGA